Rhodamnia argentea is the source of this 1600-nucleotide messenger RNA. Its product is annotated as transcription factor MYB1R1. Gene Ontology annotation, biological process: response to ethylene; response to auxin; response to gibberellin. Lineage: Eukaryota; Viridiplantae; Streptophyta; Magnoliopsida; Myrtales; Myrtaceae. The transcript is spliced from 3 exons. Gene Ontology annotation, molecular function: zinc ion binding; DNA binding. The coding region runs from base 267 to 1118 and encodes 283 amino acids. The record is from RefSeq and is a predicted model, not a curated record.
CGCUCAAUAUUCGAACGGGCCGCCAUGCGCCGUCCGUCCAUCAAUCCAUCCCCACCGUUUAUUUACUCCCCGUCACUCUCUUAAUCCUUCGCCCAUCGCCAUGCAAUUUCCCCGCACAUUUUCUCUCUCUAGAAACGCUCUGCUUCCCUCUCCUCCUCUUUCGUGGUCUGAGGAACUUUGAGCCCACCCCACCCCCCCUAUAUCUCAGGCUCUCGGUCUGCGUGUGUGAUCAGCGAGUGGAGUGGAAAGGAGGGACAGUCCAGGAGAUGUCGCGGACUUGCUCGCAGUGCGGGAACAACGGGCAUAACUCGCGGACCUGCGCUGCGGACGGAGGGGCCGGCGGCGCCGCGGAGGGGGCUGGCGGCAUCAUGCUAUUUGGGGUGCGUCUGAUGGAGGAGGAGUCGGCUUUUAGGAAGAGCGCGAGCAUGAACAACCUCUCUCAGUACGAGCACACCCUGGAGACCUCCAACGCCGUCGACGCCGGCUACGCCUCCGACGACGUCGUUCACCCCUCCGGUCGCAGCCGUGAGAGGAAGAGAGGAGUUCCAUGGACGGAGGAAGAGCACAGGCUGUUCUUGCUGGGGCUCCAGAAGGUGGGGAAGGGGGACUGGAGAGGGAUCUCGAGAAACUUCGUGAAGACGCGGACGCCGACCCAGGUUGCGAGCCACGCCCAGAAGUACUUCCUCCGGCGGAUCAACCAGAACCGCCGCCGCCGGCGGUCCAGCCUCUUCGACAUCACCACCGACUCGUACUUUGGGGUUUCCAGUUCUACAAUGGAGGAGGGUCAUCAAGCGCACCAAGUACCAAGCUUCCCUCUUUCCUUGCCUCCGGCGGUUUCGCCGGGAACCGGCGAGAAUCUGCUGGAAAAUCUGCGGCUGGGAAAAGAGGGCCACCCAUGGAAGCCCAUCCGUCCGGUUCCGGUCCUCCCUAUCCCUCCGUCUUCGAAAAUGGCCGCUCUCGACCUCAACAAGGCGACCGUGGCUCCGGAGUCGGCGGAACCUUGGCCUCUGUCUCUCAAGCUCGCCACGGCGGUACCCUCCGACGACCAGCAGGCGGUAUCGGCGCCGGCGACAACCCCGCACUCGUCCCCAACCAACAGCAUCAUCAGCGUCGCCUGAGGAAUCAAAAUGUCUUGUCGGGGUCAUUGUCAUUCAAGAGGGUAUCCAUAGAUUGCCAAAUGAUUGGGCGGCAACGUCGCUAAAUGGUGGGCGGCGGGGGGAUCUUCUUGCGUAGAUUAAAGUAGAGAAUUUAGACUUAAAAGAGGGUUAAGUAGGAGUAAUUUGUCUGGUUUGUACAGAUUUUAUGUCGUUAAAGCUAGGGAAACGUCUAAGUGGGAGCGAAGAUGCGGUGUCGUUUUCGUGGUGGUGGUCCAGUUGGUCCGGGUUGCUCUUUCUUGGGUAAAUGGGAGAGGACCCGGUACUGUCCCGUUAUUGGUCCGGCUUGCUUUGGGGAACCCUCAAACUUAGGAAAAGAAAAUAUGUGUCCGUGAAUAUUCUUGUCUAUAAGUCUCUGCUUCCUUUCCCUUUUUAUUUAGAAUAUUUUUGGGUGUACAAUAUGUUACAUGAUGGCAUUAGAAAUCUAUCUCCAUGGUUUUUUCUUC